AUGACAAAGAGCAACAAGCAAAAAGUCAAAUCGAACAAACCACCACCCCAAGGCCUACGCCUAAGCCACGAAGUGCUACCGGACAAUCCCCUCAAUAUUCCUCUUCCAAACGAUACAACUGAGGACUUAAGUGAGACUGACCUUCCUCCGCUACCGAAUAGUCCCACCGCCGAAACCGUCCCCCCGCUGGGUGGCCGUAAGGGCAACUCGCCUGAGGACACCGUCGGUGCCGUCGGCGACACUGCCCAGAGCGCCCUUCCGAGCACCAGUGGUUUGGCAGUUCCCGGUGUCACCGAUAUUGGAAAGAAGACUGGAGAGGAUGACAAGGGUAGCCUCCAGAUCAAAAUUCACCUCAACCUACACGCAAAGGUCAAGCUUGAGUUGGACGCCCAGAUCUACGGGGAUAUUGUCAUUGGACUGCUGUAA
Messenger RNA from Penicillium egyptiacum, 426 nucleotides. NCBI's taxonomy places the organism in Eukaryota, Fungi, Ascomycota, Eurotiomycetes, Eurotiales, Aspergillaceae. The record is from the annotation of a GenBank genome assembly.